AGCACUUCAUUCCAGCAUACUUAUUGAGUAGCUGCCACUCUGAUCCCCAGCCACAGAAAGCUUCCGGUGAUGGCCAACAUGAAGCAUGCAUCGUUCCUUCCAUCCUUCAUCCUCCCACUUCUAUUUGUCCUUAUUGUCGCAACCGUUGCCGCCGGCGAUGACCAGUUCGUCUUCUCCGGCUUCACGCAGUCCAGCCUGACACUCGAAGGCAGUGCCGUCGUCACACAAGGCGGCCUCCUCGACAUGUCCAACGGCACGAACAAUGUCAAAGGUCAUGCUAUUUACCCAGCUCCCUUGCUCUUUCGCAAUUCAUCUACCGGCAAAGUGAAAUCGUUCUCGGCAACCAUCAUUUUCUGCAUCGUCGGCACGUUCCCUGGUGUGAAUGCUAAUGGCAUGGCCUUCUUCAUCGCCCCAAGCAAGAAUUUCACGGACGCGCUGCCGACGCAGUACCUGGGGAUCCUGAAACAAGAAAACAAUAGCAACCUCCUGGUGAUCGAGAUCGACACCUUCCAGAACCUCGAGUUGAAAGAUAUCAAUGAAAACCACAUCGGCAUCGACAUCAACAGCGUCUUCCCCGUGCAGUCCAACAUGGCUGGCUUCUAUGAAGACUCUAGUGGUGGUGCCUUCAAGAACUUGACGCUGAAUAAUGGCAUGAAGCUGCAAUUGUGGGUCGACUAUGAAGAGGAGGAGACAAGGAUCAACGUGACCUUGGCUCCACUCCAUGUGGGAAAACCCUUGAAGCCGCUCUUGUCUGCAACCUAUAACCUCUCAACGGUGCUCACGGAGACGGCGUAUAUCGGUUUCUCAUCCACCGCUGAACUGAUGAACGCCCGUCAUUAUAUUCUUGGAUGGAGUUUUGGCAUGAACGGGCAAGCUCCGUACAUCGACAUCUCCAAGCUUCCUAAGUUGCCUCGUGUUGGAUCAAAGCCCCAGUCCAAGCUCUUGGCGAUACUCCUGCCGAUAGCCACUGCAGCAUUGAUCAUCUCUAUCGUAACCAUUGUCAUUCUGAUGGUGCGAAGAAGGCGAAGGUAUAGGGAGGUGCGCGAGGACUGGGAGGGCGAGUUCGGUCCACACAGGUUCUCGUACAAGGAUUUGUUCGAUGCUACAGAAGGAUUUAAGAACAAGAACCUAGUUGGAGCAGGAGGUUUCGGGAUGGUAUAUAAAGGGGUGCUUAAAUUGUCCAAGAAGGAGAUUGCAGUCAAGAGGAUGUCCCAUGACUCAACACAAGGGAUGAAGGAGUUCGUUACCGAGAUUGUUAGUAUUGGAAAAUUGCGACAUCGCAACCUGGUGCAGCUUCUUGGUUACUGCAGGCGAAAAGGUGAACUGAUAUUGGUGUAUGAUUACAUGUCAAAUGGUAGCCUUGACAAAUGUAUACACUGUGAGCAGGACAAGCUAACCUUAAAUUGGGCUCAGAGGUUUCAUGUCAUCAGGGGUAUCGCCACUGGCUUGCUCUACCUCCAUGAGAAGUGGGAAAAAGUUGUGAUCCACCGAGACAUCAAGGCGAGCAAUGUUCUCCUCGAUGAUGACAUGAAUGGGCGGCUUGGUGACUUUGGCCUUGCGAGGUUAUAUGAGCAUGGCACUGAUCCACAGAGCACACAUAUGGUCGGCACAAUGGGAUACCUUGCCCCCGAGCUGGUGCGCACUGGCAAGGCGUCUCCUCAUACGGAUGUGUAUGCCUUCGGCAUGUUUCUUCUUGAAGUUGCAUGUGGGCAGAAACCAAUCAAGCAAACUACAGAGGAGAAGCAAGUUUUCUUGGUCGACAGGGUCCUAGAGCAUUGGACCAAUGGAUCCCUUAGCAAAACAGUGGAUACACGGCUCAGAGGUAACUACAACACUGACGAAGCAUGCCUGGUGCUAAAGCUAGGACUUCUUUGCUUGCACCCAUUUCCUUCUUCAAGGCCUUCCAUGCGAGAUGUUAUGCAAUACCUCAAUGGUGAGAUCCCACUACCCAAACUGAGGCCGACACCGCUGAGCUUGGGCAUGCAAGGCUUAAUGCAAGACAACGGGUUUAACACAUCUGUCAUGUCUUAUCCCCAGCUGAUGUCAAGCUUCAGCGCAAUGUCAGACCUCUCUGGAGGACGAUGAUAUUCAUAGUAUUAGUGAUUGUUCUCACCUAGCAUGUACUCAUAUAUGGCUUGCAUGUUGUAGCUUUACAAAUGUUCUAGCAUGUACUCACAUAAGAGCAUGGAUAUUCCUUCC
Molecule: messenger RNA, 2199 nt
Organism: Lolium rigidum
Lineage: Eukaryota; Viridiplantae; Streptophyta; Magnoliopsida; Poales; Poaceae
Product: L-type lectin-domain containing receptor kinase SIT2-like
Exons: 1
Coding region: 70-2085 (671 amino acids)
Biological process (GO): protein phosphorylation
Cellular component (GO): plasma membrane
Molecular function (GO): protein kinase activity; carbohydrate binding; ATP binding
Source: RefSeq, a predicted model, not a curated record